This is a messenger RNA of Sclerotinia sclerotiorum 1980 UF-70, 3078 nucleotides long. RefSeq lists its product with no specific name. The transcript has 3 exons. The record is from RefSeq and is a predicted model, not a curated record. Bases 1 to 3078 code for a protein of 1025 amino acids. Lineage: Eukaryota; Fungi; Ascomycota; Leotiomycetes; Helotiales; Sclerotiniaceae.
AUGCCGCCUCCGGCUUUAGGAGCCGAAAUCCCGAUCGGUUCGACAACCAUAUCUCUGGGGGGGAUUAUUGGUAUUGCCAUUGGUGGUGCCGUCGUAUUUAUUGUGAUUGGAGUUACAGCAGUUACAUAUGUUAAACGAAACCACCAAAAUGCAGUCAAACUCCGGGAGAGCGAAGCUGGAGACGACAAGGAAACGAGCUUGGCUGCUCGAGCAAAUUCAUCGCCAUAUUCCCUUCCUCUUUUCGCGACUCCUUACCAUUAUCUACCGCCUAGGAAUGCCCCUCGACGACGUAGCACGCUCGUACACACAAGCUUUAUCGAUGAGGAUGAAGAUGAGGAGGAUGAUAACAUAGUCAGGCCAGGCACGAAAAGAUCAUCAGGACCGAAAAGCCUUUUUCAAAAACGGAGAUCUAGCAUUAGAGAUUCUUGGCCAUUGGCAUCUAGAGUUCAAACUACCACAGCAACACUUACACGUGUUCAAUCAGAGAAAAAUAUACGAAUCAAUUGUGUCGCCCCUCCAGGAUAUGUUCUCUCCGAGCCGCAACGUCCGAAGACAACAUUUUCUAGGAAGUCUCCUAUCAAAAAUUCAGAUUCAGUGGAGGAUAUCACAAUUGUUGAUGGAGAACCAAGAAUGAGGCAGAGCAGGCACCGAUCAAACUCAGAGAACCAAUUAUCUUCGAUUCUGAAGUCGACAUCUCAACGUCUAAGAGACACCCACAGACAAUCUGUAAGGAAAAGUUGGAACAAUCUUGGCAAAUUUCCAGGAUCUCCUCCCAAACAGAGGUUACCGAGCCCACCAUUGAACAAAGCCACAGAAAGCAGGGAGGUUUUACUCGCUCCUGAAUGUUCUACGCCAGACUACGACUCCCUUCAGGAAUUACAGUCACCACGUACUCCAAGCCCAGGAAAAAGAGUUCCAAGAGCUGCUAGUAGAGCGUUUAAAAAAAGAGGGCGAUCGCCAACGCCUUCUAGAGAAUCCGAUGACAGCCUUUGCGGAAUCGAUACCCCCGAUCUUGUCAUUCCAGCACAGCUUACAUCGCCAAGCAAAAGUGGGCGAAGGCUUGAACAGCGACAUCGAAUGAAUCUCUCUCCCACGAAAGGUUCUGCUAGUGCAGUGAAAACACACUUUGCCCCGAAAUCAUCAGUCAUAAGUGAUCCUUUCUUCUCCUCCAUGAAGAGCGCAAAACUUACUCCAUCAACUACAAUAUACGGACCGCAGCCUCGUUACGUGAGAAAGGCUACUUUUGGACAAGAAGAAAUAAAGGAAGGGCUAGAGAAUCAUGGACAUUUACCCUUGAAAAACAUUUCAGGAAAUCAUUUGGGGCCGCUGCUUAAAGAACCUCGACGUCCACCUCAAGUGUCAGAGCUCAAUCCGUUUCAAUGGUCACCCAAAGAGGCUAUACAGUCUCGACGUAUGCCAGCAAGUCCCAACAAGGUUAUGUCAAAAAGGAAAGGUCAUAAACGAUCCAAUGUUGUCAGAAUUUCUGGCUUGUCCAGACCCACAAGCGUUAGUGUUGUUCAUGAAGAGUCAGAAGGUAACUCCCCUGGCAUGACAACAAUAAUAUCUCGUCCAACUCUUCGUGUAGUAGAGCCAAGUCCUUCAUGUACUUCACUCGCUAGUCGACAAUCUAGUGCGCUUGUGCCACGGCCACCAUUUGUGUCUACUUUCAACCCAAGCAUUUCCGUACCGUCUUUAAAGCCAGAGCCGCGGCAGGUAUCUUUGAUUAAUGAUGAAUCCAAAACACAACCUCCUCUGAAGAUCGAUCCUACCUUCAAUAUUCCACCACUUAAGCCCGUGGAGAGACAUACAGCUCCAGAAUCAGAGGAGUACUCUCCCACGCCACCUUCGUCAAAAGUCAAUCCACUUCUAAAUUUUCCAUCCCUGAAGCCAGUAGAACGACCACCAAGCCCCAAACGAGUAUCUUUCUGUGAAAUACCCAGCACCAGAUCAUCUAGCCCCACUCGCCUAUCUCAAUCAUUCACGAACACUGCCAAUAAUGCACUAGCCCUAGGUCUCAGACCCCUGUCUCGCGUCAAGGCUCCAUCACCUUUAACCCUUUCAUCAGUCUCUUUGCCAGCUCCUCCACUUCUUAGCGAUCCUCUCCCGAUUCCUGCUCACCUCACUGGACCUCGCCCGGAGGCCCACAAAUCGGCCUCAUAUAGCUCUGCGAUGACUUCUUUCACAUACAAUACACCGAACUCCACGCAUGAUUCAAUCGCCACAAGCAUUAGUCUCUUGCGUCGAAUGAAUUCGGAGAUAUCUUGUACUAGUGGCGGAGACACCGAUUCUUCUCCCAUGGUGCCUGGAAUCGGUCUGGAUUGGGGUGAUCGUCGCCGCAUGAGCCGUGCAUCUCGUUUCUACCUCUCGAUUGGCUCACCCAUCGAUGGUGCACCUGUUCCAAACCAUCGAUCUUCUCUCAGCAUGCUCUAUCCAAACUCUUAUUCUGCAUAUUCUAGCUCUUAUUUCCCGCAAGGCAAUGAUUCAAGUACCAGUAUCAAUAGCAUUGGGGAAAGGCGGCAAUCUAGGAGUGAUUUAAUGGAUCCCAAUUACGGGAAUUUGCAAGAGAUACUCGAGGAUAUCAACGCCAGUCGUACGGGCAGUAGAGGCGAAAGCACUAGGGGAAGUAGUCCGGUGGCAAUGGGAAGGCAUGGGUUAAAUGUCAAGAAGAAAUUAUCACUGACAAAUUUUACUGUUCUUCCUGAUGGAGGAGUCGGUUAUAUGAUGGAUUACCAGGAGGGAGACGAGCAAGUUAUUGAACCCUUAUCGCUGUCAAAAUCAAGCGCAAACAUGGAAAAAGAAGCAAAACCCAGCAAAGAAAAAGAAACGCGAUGGUCCGACGCAAUGAUCAAACCACUCACGAAAACCACUCGUCGAGAGAGUAAAAUGGAACAUCCAAGUCCACAAACACCACCAAAGUGGGGCUGGAGUCAAGCUAUAACUGUGGAAAAAGAGAGACUGAGUGGAAGUCCAACGAGAGAUAAAGAGAAUGCGUUAGAUAAUGAGUGGGAUAAAGGGAGAGAUAGCCCAGAGAGUCUAGGAUUAGGGGAAGAGCGAGAGGAGCGACAGUUACUGGGUUAA